UCUCAUGCGGAGCACGCCCUUGGCCAAGCCAGCGGGCAACUGCAAAUCAUACGCCAAUGCUCUUGGCGUGGAAUUCUGCCAGAGUAUUUAUACACCAAGACCGUGCGAGUCCUGGAAGCGCCCAGCGACGCCCCCCAAAUGUUUUCCGAAUCGAAUAUGGCCGCCACGCAAUGUUCCUGGUACCGGACAACUCACACUGGCUCCACAUCUCUCCGCAUCUCUCACGGGAGCUUACUUUUGCUGCCCUUGGCACUAUACACAAACAAUGAUAGGUGGUUGAUCCCGUGCCGCCAAGACACCACACAUACAAACCGGCUCCAGAGCGCACCAUGCAAGUGUCGUAACGAUGACUGGCCUAUUUUUAUCGCAAAAUCAACGCCGUCGCCGGGUUGGGGUGGCACACAAAGAAAGCCAUUGUCGCAUCGUCCUGAGCAAGAGUGCAACGUCCCUCCUGGCUUAAAUACCACGCGCAACGGGGACGGUUGUCCUUCUGACUGUUCCUAUUCAUCGCUUUUUCGCUUUUCUCUUUCUAGGUUAUUACUUCAGCAAACUUCCAACAAAAAACAAACACACCCACCACCAAUGCUGCGCGGAUUCCUGUUAGCACUCGUGUUCUUUCUCCUGGCCCUCCAGGUCAUCUCUUCGCUAUUCGAAACCGGCCUAUACGCUGCCGAGAAGAUCUAUUUUGACCAAAACGACCUGACCUACACCAAGGGCUGGCUGUACUACUUCAAGUGGGUGGUGAAAUGCCUGUCCUUGGGCGUGGCGCUGGUCCUUCUGGUCGGCAGCCUGUGCUCGUGCUGCUGCGGCGGACCGAAGAACUCUGGCUCCGGCGGCCGCAGGUUCCCGCGCGCCCUGGGCUUCUUCUCGCUGGUCCUGACUGCCCUGUGGGCGGUCGUGGUGGCAUUCCAGGUGCGCAACAAUGACAAGACCAAUGUCAUGUCGAUUGUCUCGACCUCGAUCCAGGCACAAAAGUUCGUCUACCCGCUGGGCGACGGCUUCUCGCUCAAGAACGACUGCAGCGCGUAUCCCUUCACCUCGAUUGACCACGGCACCACUGCCUGCAAGCUGUUGCUGGCAGAGUCGGCCGUGGCCAUUGCAUGCCUGGGCCUGUGGGCGCUGACCCUGAUCUUCUCGUUCUUCCUGUGCUGCACGGUUAGCCACACCCAGAAGAAGAACGUCCAGCAGGUUGCCUGGGCGCAGCCCCAGCAGAACUACUAACUGGCUUCUUUGUAAAGCCCCCAUGUAAAUUUUUUGUCCCCU
Linderina pennispora is the source of this 1263-nucleotide messenger RNA. RefSeq lists its product as uncharacterized. The record is from RefSeq and is a predicted model, not a curated record. NCBI's taxonomy places the organism in Eukaryota, Fungi, Kickxellomycota, Kickxellomycetes, Kickxellales, Kickxellaceae. Bases 139 to 1221 code for a protein of 360 amino acids. The transcript has a single exon.